Messenger RNA from Aspergillus luchuensis, 1383 nucleotides. RefSeq names its product FAD-dependent oxidoreductase. NCBI's taxonomy places the organism in Eukaryota, Fungi, Ascomycota, Eurotiomycetes, Eurotiales, Aspergillaceae. The record is from RefSeq and is a predicted model, not a curated record. The coding region runs from base 1 to 1383 and encodes 460 amino acids. The transcript has 6 exons. Gene Ontology annotation, molecular function: FAD binding; monooxygenase activity.
AUGGGAUCAAACGACGAAUCAUCGUGGCGCCGCCUGAGCGUCGGUAUUGUUGGUGGUGGUAUUGGUGGUAUGGCAGCGGCCAUCUCGCUCCGUCGAGCAGGUCACGAUGUGACUAUCUAUGAGCGUCAUGAUUUCGCGGGUGAAGUUGGAGCAUCGAUUUCGUGCGCGGCGAAUGGAACUCGCUGGUUACACGAAUGGGGAGUCGAUGUUGCUAAGGGCGAUCCGGUCAUUCUGCGCAAGUUGAUCAACCGGGACUGGAAGACCGGAGAGCCUGUUAGUGUGUAUGAUUUGGGGGACUAUGAGAAGCGUUGGGGAUAUGUUUAUAACAUGUUCCAUCGGCAGUAUAUGCAUGCGAUGUUGAAGGACUGUGCUAUGCAGGAGGAGGGCCAGGGAACACCUGCGAAGCUGAAGGUCAAUUUUCAGUGCAAAGAUAUUGAUCUGAAUUCCGGAGUGAUCACCUUUGCCAACGGGGAGACUGCCCAGCAUGACUUGAUAGUUGGUGCUGAUGGAAUCGGCUCGGUUGUCCGUGGUGUUAUUGGUAUUCAUCCUGAAAGAAAGCCUGCAGCCUCCAGCUGUCUGCAUACUAAUGUAACGACGGAGGAGGCUGUUCGGCUGGGUCUGGUCGAUUACUCGAAGGACAGUGCGCUUGAGUACUGGGGUGGCCAGGAAGGCAAAUGGGAUAAGAUCGUGCUCUCGCCUUGUAACGGUGGUCGCUUGCUGUCGUACUAUUGUUUCUUCCCUCGCGAGAUGGGAGACUAUGCAAACCAGACCUGGGGUGGCGAAGACCGUCCCGUCGAGGAACUUCUCGCGCCUUAUCCUCAUCUCGAUCGCCAGGUCUUCUCGCACCUUGCAAUUGGCAAGGAAAUCAGACCAUGGCGUCUCUGGGUGCAUCAACCAUACCCAUAUAUCUCCCGCAACAUGGUUUGCCUUCUCGGUGAUGCAGGGCACCCGAUGAUGCCCCAUCAGAGCCAGGGUGCCUGCAUGGCAAUCGAAGACGCUGCGGCCUUGGGAAUUAUCUUCAGCAGGGCGCACUUCAAGGGCGAUGUCGCCGAUGCGCUGUCGAUCUACCAGGAAAUCCGAUUGCCCCGGGCCACCAAGGUUCAGUCAGCUUCGGCGAAGGCAGCAUAUAAUAUCAACGAGCGCAUUGGUUUCUCUAGCAAUACCGACACCGCCACCUAUAAGGUUGAGGAUGAGAAGAAGAAACUGACCAUUGAGGAGAUGAAUGCAUAUGACAUGCACAGAGACAUCGAGGAAGUUGUCGCCAUGCGAAGGGGGCUGCCGCACACAGACAAAUUCAUCAGAGGGCUACCAGUCGGCUUGAAGCUAGGAAACGGGGUAGUUGUCGGGGAGAAAGAGACUAGCUCAUUCCAGCCUCGGAUUUGA